ACACCAUGGUCCAUGCCUAUAAGUUAGCACGCUUUUUCUCGAGGUUAAAGUUUACAAUUCACUCUGUAGCAAGUUAAACUGUUGUCAAGGCUCAAAUUGAAAUCUUGCUAUAAUUUGCAACUUCGUGAGAUAUAGCUUUUACUAUUGUCUUCAGCCCGAUUCCUACCUAUUCCUCCCUAUCCCUCCGUCUAGCUUUUAGGCGGGAUUUUUGGCCUUGCUACGCGUCAAAAUUGGCUGAGAUUGGAACAUGCCAUUUGUGCGAAGAUCAACUGCUUCACCAGCAACAACCACAAGACCAACUGAAGAAGCAAUUACACUACAGUCAAAGUGGAGAGUUGAAAGUACUGAAAUAGAAUUGAAGCUCUGUCUAAGAAUCAGAAUAGCAAUUGAGUGUACGCUGAGCCAGGUGUUAAUUUGUUACUCCCCCUUUAACUCUCGGAAAUACCUUUUUGUAGCAGCUCAGCUCGAGGAAACCACCUCCAGCAACUACAACAUGAGCUACAACUUCAAUUGAUCCUUCGCAACCUGACAAUAGUAAUCCCCUACAGACACUACUGAAAUAUUCAUC
Messenger RNA from Hansenula anomala, 568 nucleotides. RefSeq lists its product as uncharacterized. Bases 248 to 514 code for a protein of 88 amino acids. NCBI's taxonomy places the organism in Eukaryota, Fungi, Ascomycota, Saccharomycetes, Phaffomycetales, Wickerhamomycetaceae. The record is from RefSeq and is a predicted model, not a curated record. The transcript has a single exon.